Peronospora farinosa is the source of this 441-nucleotide messenger RNA. NCBI's taxonomy places the organism in Eukaryota, Oomycota, Peronosporomycetes, Peronosporales, Peronosporaceae. The record is from the annotation of a GenBank genome assembly.
AUGGCGCACGUUCAAUAUCUAAGCCAAACAAUUCAAUCGCUUGAUUCUAGAUGGCGACCAAGGGGCGUAUGGCUGCUCAAGCAAGUGACGAUUCGUUACUGUCAACACGGUGGCAGCAGUCGGUAUGCGCGGCAAUUACUGGGUGAUCAUCGCUUCUUGAAAUUCGUAGAGGAAAACCCACAGGUGCAGUUCGAGACGGAGAUCAAGGGUGCACGCCAUCCAAUUCUCAUUGGUGACUAUGUGAAAAAUGAACGCAAGGUGAUGGAUAUCAAGAAUCAGGACAUUAAAUUCAUCAUGAAGCAGCUGAAUCGCCUUCGUGACUCCAGUGGCCGCAAAAUGACGCACAUUAAGAAACCUGUCAUCUCAAAACGUCCGACCAUCCAGGGAAUCUGGCAGCCAGACGUUGACUUUCCCGAGUUCAAGAUCAGUGAUCGCGUGUAG